AUGGCCCGGGGCUCGGGGCUUCUGCGGCGCGCGCCGCUCUGCUCCUCAGCCGUCUGGGCAGCCGCCGCACUCCUGCUGUCCGUGACCCGGACCUCAGGCGAAGUAGAGGCUCCUGAUCCAAACGACCCUCUGGGACAGCUCGACGGGCACAACAGCCCUCUUCCGACUCUGAAAGGUUAUUUUCUGAACUUCCUGGAGCCAGUGAACAAUAUCACCAUCGUCCAGGGCCAGACAGCGAUUCUGCAUUGCAAAGUGGCAGGGAACCCGCCCCCCAACGUGAGGUGGCUGAAGAACGAUGCCCCAGUCGUUCAGGAGCCCCGUCGGAUCAUCAUCCGGAAGACGGAAUACGGUUCUCGGCUGAGGAUUCAAGACCUGGACACUACAGACACUGGCUACUAUCAGUGUGUGGCCACGAACGGGGUGAAGACCAUCACGGCCACCGGCGUCCUGUUUGUGAGGCUUGGUCCAACACACAGCCCGAAUCAUAAUUUUCAGGACGACUAUCACGAGGAUGGGUUCUGCCAGCCUUACCGGGGCAUUGCCUGCGCGCGCUUCAUCGGGAACCGGACCAUUUACGUGGACUCCCUCCAGAUGCAGGGGGAGAUUGAGAACCGAAUCACGGCGGCGUUCACCAUGAUCGGCACCUCCACGCACCUGUCGGACCAGUGCUCCCAGUUCGCCAUCCCGUCCUUCUGCCACUUUGUGUUCCCGCUGUGCGACGAGCGGUCCCGGGCGCCCAAGCCCCGCGAGCUGUGCCGCGACGAGUGCGAGGUGCUGGAGAGCGACCUGUGCCGCCAGGAGUACACGAUCGCGCGCUCCAACCCGCUCAUCCUCAUGCAGCUGCAGCUACCCAAGUGCGAGGCGCUGCCGCCGCCCGAGAGCCCGGACGCUGCCACCUGCAUGCGCAUCGGCAUCCCAGCGGAGAGGCUGGGCCGCUACCACCAGUGCUACAACGGCUCGGGCACAGAUUACAGAGGGACUGCCAGCACCACCAAGUCGGGGCACCAGUGCCAGGCGUGGGCCCUGCAGCACCCCCACAGCCACCACUUGUCCAGCACCGACUUCCCGGAGCUCGGAGGGGGCCACGCCUACUGCCGGAACCCGGGCGGGCAGAUGGAAGGCCCCUGGUGCUUCACCCAGAAUAAAAACGUACGCAGGGAACUGUGUGACGUGCCCUCGUGUAGUCCCCGAGACAGCAGCAAAAUGGGAAUCCUCUACAUACUGGUUCCAAGCAUUGCAAUACCCUUGGUGAUUGCCUGCCUCUUCUUCUUGGUCUGCAUGUGCCGGAAUAAGCAGAAGGCUUCAGCAUCCACGCCACAGCGAAGGCAGCUGAUGGCAUCGCCCAGCCAAGACAUGGAAAUGCCUCUCAUUAACCAGCACAAACAGGCCAAGCUCAAAGAGAUUAGCCUGUCCACAGUGCGGUUCAUGGAGGAGCUGGGAGAAGACCGAUUCGGGAAAGUCUACAAAGGCCACCUCUUUGGCUCCGCGCCGGGGGAGCAGACCCAGGCUGUCGCCAUCAAAACGCUCAAGGACAAAGCGGAGGUGCCCCUCCGGGAGGAGUUCAAGCAUGAAGCUAUGAUGCGGUCAAGGCUCCAGCACCCCAACAUCGUCUGCCUGCUGGGGAUAGUGACCAAAGACCAGCCCAUCAGCAUGGUCUUCAGCUACUGCACCCACGGUGACCUGCAUGAGUUUCUGGUCAUGCGCUCACCACACUCGGACGUGGGCAGCACUGACAAUGACCGGACUGUCAAGUCUGCCCUGGAACCCCCUGACUUUGUUCACGUUGUUGCCCAGAUUGCAGCAGGGAUGGAGUAUCUAUCCAGCCACCACGUGGUACACAAGGACCUAGCCACCCGCAACGUCCUCGUGUUCGACAAGCUGAAUGUGAAGAUCUCAGACCUGGGCCUCUUCCGUGAAGUGUACUCAGCUGAUUACUACAAGCUGGUGGGGAAUUCGCUCCUGCCCAUCCGCUGGAUGUCCCCAGAGGCCAUCAUGUACGGCAAGUUUUCCAUCGACUCGGACAUAUGGUCCUAUGGUGUGGUUUUGUGGGAGAUAUUCAGCUACGGCCUGCAGCCAUACUGUGGCUACUCCAACCAGGACGUGGUAGAGAUGAUCCGCAACCGCCAGGUGCUGCCCUGCCCAGACGACUGCCCUGCCUGGGUAUACGCCCUGAUGAUCGAGUGCUGGAAUGAGUUCCCCAGCCGUCGGCCGCGGUUCAAGGAUAUCCACAGUAGGCUCAGAGCCUGGGGGAACCUCUCCAACUACAACAGCUCGGCACAGACCUCGGGCGCCAGCAACACCACACAGACGAGCUCCCUCAGCACCAGCCCUGUGAGCAAUGUGAGCAACACGCGCUACGUGGGGCCCAAGCAGAAGGCCCAGCCCUUUCCACAGCCCCAGUUCAUCCCCAUGAAGGGCCAGAUCAGACCCAUGGUGCCCCCACCCCAGCUCUACAUCCCCGUCAAUGGGUACCAGCCGAUGCCGGCCUACGGAGCCUACCUGCCCAACUUCUAUCCCGUUCAGAUCCCAAUGCAAAUGGCCCCUCAGCAGGUGCCCCCCCAGAUGGUCCCCAAACCAGGCUCCCAUCACAGUGGCAGUGGCUCGACCAGCACAGGCUAUGUCACCACGGCACCUUCCAACACAUCGGUGGCCGACAGGGCGGCCCUGCUCUCUGAGAGUGCCGAGGAUACUCAGAACGUUCCAGAAGAUGUGGUCCAGAAUCCUGUGCCAGAAGCGGAGGAGGUGGAGGAAGGCUCUGUGCCAGAGACAGAGCUGCUGGGAGACAACGACACCCUGCAGAUGGAGGAGGCUGAGGUGCAGCUGGAAGCCUGAGGGGUCCCAGGAUCCCCAGCUGGGAGAAAAGCCCAGUUGGGAUACCCCAGGGACCCGUGAUCAGCCCCUUUGUCAGAAAUAUCACCUCCAGGAGAAGGCACAAAAUGCAGCUGUCAUGUGAGCGUGAGUCCUGGUGGGCCUUUCUGUAGACUUGAUGGUGCCACGUAUUGCUUUGCUCUUGUCAUUUACGUGCGAGAGGCUGCUCUGAUGCAAGGUGCUGCUGCCUGCUGCCUGUUUGGUUGGUGGAUAUUUUAACCAGUCGUGCCUAAGCCAGAGGGGGCGGACAACCCAGCAGCAUGACACAUUUUUUAAGCCACCUGUGUUGAUCCCAAUGGUAGCUCAGCAAUGAGCACUUGCGUACGCUUUGAAAGAAAAUAAGGUCGUGUCUUCACUCCAUAUUGUAUAUGGAUGUUGCAGAACUCGCCUGCAAAAGGCAACAAAAUGACACCUGCCAUUGUGAGAUUUUCAGCACUGGCAUUUUGGUUUAUUUGAGGAUGCAGGAAGCUCGGUUUCUCUCUGCUGCCCCGCUGCCACUCAUGUUUUCCAUUUGCCAGCCAAAGAUUGGCCAGAACAGGGUGCUGCCAUUCUGCCACGUGCUGGGGACCAAUGAGAAAAGGGCUUCUGAAGUGGAAGUUUCCUGUGUGUGUGUGUUUUUUUUAAGUGCCUUUGAGAAAACUGACACAAUUUUGUAUUUUUGUGAAAUGAUUUUAAUUAUACUUCACGUGCAUUUUUCCCACUUUUCUGGAAUUCAAGAGAAGGUGUUUCUUGAAUUUGGGAUGUUAAAAAGAAGCAAUAUUGUACAGAACACAGUAUUGUUAUUUUUUUUUUAAGACUCAUGUACAGACCUUAAAUGUAAUUUAUAUGUUUGUUUGUUUUUUGUAUGCCAUUUUCACUGAAGUAUUUUGGUCUUAAACUAAUGACUUGGUAAUUUAACUCUUCAUGCUGUCACUUCAGGAGGCCAUCUGAUUGUAUUUUGGUUUGCUUUUUUUGUACCGUGUGUAGAUGAGGUCCAUGCAUUUCAAAACUCUUGCUAGAGAAAGGCCCACAGGUACACCGUCUGUAGCCAGCACAUGUAUAGAUCUCAGUUGUAAAUCCCACACCUGCUGUAUCUAAUAAAGCAAAACAGAACGUU
This is a messenger RNA of Loxodonta africana (African savanna elephant), 3964 nucleotides long. RefSeq names its product receptor tyrosine kinase like orphan receptor 2 (gene ROR2). Bases 1 to 2832 code for a protein of 943 amino acids. Gene Ontology annotation, cellular component: plasma membrane; signaling receptor complex. Gene Ontology annotation, biological process: multicellular organism development; positive regulation of neuron projection development; positive regulation of phosphatidylinositol 3-kinase/protein kinase B signal transduction. Gene Ontology annotation, molecular function: transmembrane receptor protein tyrosine kinase activity; Wnt-protein binding; ATP binding. The record is from RefSeq and is a predicted model, not a curated record. Lineage: Eukaryota; Metazoa; Chordata; Mammalia; Proboscidea; Elephantidae. The transcript is spliced from 9 exons.